This is a messenger RNA of Symbiodinium necroappetens, 1026 nucleotides long. Lineage: Eukaryota; Dinophyceae; Suessiales; Symbiodiniaceae. The record is from the annotation of a GenBank genome assembly.
AUGUCGUUGCCAGAGAUGCGAGAUGCUCUAGCGGGCCUGGUGAUUCCGGAGGGUGUGUGGCCGAAUGCCGACGAGCGGUUCGAGCCUUGGACACUUCUUGCUUUAUCCGUUGCAGAGCUGGAAGCGCAGAUACGACAACGGCGCGGCAGAGUAGACUAUCAUGCUUCACAUGCGCUGAGGGAUGCUUGGGCCGAUGCUCUACUCAGCCGACCCAUCGCGCGUGUUUUCGCAGAGACCCCGAGCCUGCUGACCGACAUGUUUGCUUUUGGACGGCACCUCGAGGAAAGCGGUUUUGUUCGCUGGAUAGAUAGGUUUCGUGAAGUUGCAGAGCAUGUUGUCGCGCUGGUGGAACCGGAGACUGUGCAACGCUGCUUCGCGACGCCACACCCAGAAACUCAGAAACUUCUGUGGGAAAGCGUGCGGAAGAAGAUGCCCCAACGCGGAGCGAGAAAACUUGGCGGUUGGGGGGGAGCCGUCUGCUUCUGUGAGCUUCUGAAAAAGGGCCUUCCUCGAUGGUGCUGGGCUGGCAGCAUCCCGCCUUUCGAUGACAGUCUCCUCCAGUACAUCUUGGAACCCACUUUUGAUUCUUUUGAUGAAUACCAUCCACACCUUAGAGACAAAGAUGCAGACCAGGGUAGACUUUGCAUCGCCGUAGCCGAGCGCCUUACUCUUGAAGAGCUGUGCUACCAAAACUCGGACGGCCGCUCUGCACUCAGCUACGCCAUUGAAUGCUUCCCAAGACACGGGGCCAACCACCCUCCUUCAAUGCAAAUCUGGAAAGAGGUGCGGGAUGUCAUCAAAGAGAACAUGGUGCAGCGGUUUAGAGCCGAGACAGGGCCGCUACAGAACCUGGCCUCCGCCUUGCAGAGGCUGCGUAGAGAAGCACUUUCUUCCCGUUUUGAUGAGUGUGACCUCGACGAUUAUAAAGACGUCAUGGCCUCAUGGGAUGAGCACCUUCGAAGCCUGGCAGCGGAUGGCCAUGCGCCUGCCGACUCUGCAAUUCUGCAAGGGCUUGGAGGAGUCUAG